GUGGCAGUACCGGAUUUCAGCGGUGGCGCCAUGGAGAACUGGGGUCUCGUGCUUUAUCGCGAGACUGCGCUACUUUACGAACAGGGUGUGUCCUCAAGCGAGAACAAGUUAAUGGUCACCCUGAUCAUAGCACACGAAAUUGCACAUACAUGGUUUGGUAAUAUGGUAACAAUGAAAUGGUGGGACGACCUUUGGUUAAAUGAGGGAUUUGCCAGUCUUCUUAUGUACUUCGCCAUGGAUGCCAUUUACCCAGACUGGAACGUGUUCACGCUGUCUGUUGUCGCAAAAGAAGUGUUUCCGGUGAUGGUAAAAGACGCAAUGACGACGUCACAUCCGGUGUCAACUCCUAUCGACACUCCAGACGACAUUGCUGAAUCUUUCGACUCCAUUUCUUACAGCAAGGGCAUGGCCAUCUUAAGGAUGCUCAUGGGUUUUGUCGGAUGGGAAGAUUUCCAAAAAGGCCUUAGGCUCUACGUCAACAGAUUCAAGUUCCGGAAUGCGAAAAUGGACGAACUUUGGGACACCUUUUCUGAGGCAGUGGACUAUAGAUAUGACAUUAAGUCCACCAUGAACACGUGGACCCGUCAGAUGGGAUUUCCCGUGAUCACGAUGCAGACGGAAGGGGACAGCUAUAACCUGACUCAGGAGAGAUUUCUAUACCUAGACAACAUGGCCGACAGUAACACAUCGCAGUCAAACGAGGACGAUUACAAGUAA
Molecule: messenger RNA, 717 nt
Organism: Saccostrea cuccullata (small rock oyster)
Lineage: Eukaryota; Metazoa; Mollusca; Bivalvia; Ostreida; Ostreidae
Product: glutamyl aminopeptidase-like
Exons: 6
Biological process (GO): proteolysis; peptide catabolic process
Cellular component (GO): cytoplasm
Molecular function (GO): zinc ion binding; metalloaminopeptidase activity; peptide binding
Source: RefSeq, a predicted model, not a curated record